Molecule: messenger RNA, 1393 nt
Organism: Agrilus planipennis (emerald ash borer)
Lineage: Eukaryota; Metazoa; Arthropoda; Insecta; Coleoptera; Buprestidae
Product: V-type proton ATPase 116 kDa subunit a-like
Exons: 6
Coding region: 194-1393 (399 amino acids)
Biological process (GO): vacuolar acidification; proton transmembrane transport
Cellular component (GO): proton-transporting V-type ATPase, V0 domain; plasma membrane; vacuolar proton-transporting V-type ATPase complex
Molecular function (GO): ATPase binding; proton-transporting ATPase activity, rotational mechanism
Source: RefSeq, a predicted model, not a curated record
AUCUUACAAAUUUAAACGCUUCACGUUUGUUAAUUUUUGAAGGUAUUUAAUGACAAGCUCUCGUCGUCAUUUAUAAGAUAUACAUUUUUAAUUACAUCAAUAGGUUUCUUAUUGAAUGGAGGUGGAGAUUUAUUAACGUUUUAGCUUUGUUGCUGGAGUUAUUCUUCGCGAAAGGAUACCGCCCUUUGAAAGGAUGCUUUGGCGAGCCUGCAGAGGGAAUGUUUUUCUGAGGCAAGCAGAGAUCGAAACGCCAUUGGAAGACCCAUCAUCGGGUGAUCAAGUUUACAAGUCCGUUUUUAUUAUUUUCUUCCAAGGAGACCAGUUAAAAACUCGUGUGAAGAAAAUAUGUGAAGGUUUCAGAGCAACAUUGUAUCCAUGCCCCGAAGCUCCAGCCGAUCGAAGAGAAAUGGCAAUGGGAGUUAUGACACGAAUCGAAGAUUUGAAUACUGUUUUGGGUCAAACACAAGAUCAUAGACAUCGCGUUCUAGUAGCUGCUGCGAAAAAUAUUAAAAACUGGUUUGUUAAGGUCCGAAAAAUAAAGGCCAUUUACCAUACCCUUAAUCUUUUUAAUUUGGACGUAACUCAGAAAUGUCUGAUAGCUGAAUGUUGGGUACCAGUUUUGGACUUGGAAAAUAUACAACUUGCUCUUCGACGGGGCACGGAACGAAGUGGUAGUUCCGUUCCGCCAAUAUUAAAUCGAAUGGAGACAUGUGAAAAUCCACCGACAUACAAUCAUACCAACAAAUUCACGAGCGCUUUUCAGGCGCUUAUCGAUUCAUAUGGAAUAGCUUCUUAUAGAGAGAUGAAUCCAGCACCGUAUACAAUAAUUACAUUUCCUUUUCUUUUUGCGGUAAUGUUUGGCGAUUUGGGCCAUGGUAUGGUUAUGGCAUUGUUUGCAGCGUGGAUGAUUUUUAAAGAGAAGCCACUGGCAGCCAAAAAAACAGAUAAUGAGAUAUGGAACAUAUUCUUUGGCGGUCGUUACGUUAUAUUCUUAAUGGGAGUUUUCUCAAUGUACACUGGCUUUAUCUACAACGAUAUAUUUUCUAAGUCUAUAAACGUUUUCGGAUCAAAAUGGACCGUUAACAAUAUCUCUUUAGAAAAAAUGAACAAGGAAAAAGUAUUAAUGCUCAGUCCUUCAACAAACGAUUACGAGGGAGUUCCGUAUGUCUUCGGAAUGGAUCCUGUUUGGCAGUUCGCUCAGAAUAAAAUUAUAUUCCAUAAUUCUUACAAAAUGAAGAUUUCCAUAAUUUUUGGUAUAAUUCAUAUGCUUUUUGGAGUGUCUUUAAGUUUACUGAAUCAUUUAUACUUUAAUCACCGAUUGGAUAUCAUUUGCGAAUUUAUUCCGCGAAUUAUAUUUAUGAGUUUCAUUUUNUGCAUUUUGAUUUUUCUAUAG